AUGACCCUUCAUAUGGCUACCAAGCGGCCGCCCCGGGUCCUCCACCGCCGCAGUCGCAAACCCGUGCAAUGCGCCCACCGGGACCCCCGGGCCCAGGACGGCCACCUGCCGGAUACGACGAUCGGCGCGGCUAUCCUGGUGGUAGGCCACCUCCACAGAAAAUUUCCAGGCCUCCCGGAUCUCGCCCUCCGCGACAAGGCGAGGGCUUCGAUGGCCCUUUCCCUGCAGUCCCCCCAGGCCGAGACCCUAGAGAUCCAAGAGCUAGAGAUCCUAGAGACCCGAGAACUAGAGACCCGCGAGACCCAAGAGCUAGAGAUCCUAGAGACCCAAGAGCUAGAGAUCCGAGAGACCCACGAGACCCGCGAAACCGACGACCUCCCCCUGACGGAAUAG
Penicillium longicatenatum is the source of this 393-nucleotide messenger RNA. RefSeq lists its product as uncharacterized. The record is from RefSeq and is a predicted model, not a curated record. Bases 1 to 393 code for a protein of 130 amino acids. NCBI's taxonomy places the organism in Eukaryota, Fungi, Ascomycota, Eurotiomycetes, Eurotiales, Aspergillaceae. The transcript is spliced from 2 exons.